Penicillium taxi is the source of this 693-nucleotide messenger RNA. Its product is annotated as DUF3245 domain-containing protein. The coding region runs from base 1 to 693 and encodes 230 amino acids. The transcript is spliced from 3 exons. NCBI's taxonomy places the organism in Eukaryota, Fungi, Ascomycota, Eurotiomycetes, Eurotiales, Aspergillaceae. The record is from RefSeq and is a predicted model, not a curated record.
AUGUCGCUCUCAAAAAGCGAGUCAGACGUGAUCUUAAACCGCGCAAACGUCGCUCUCUCCCGCAGCCAGCGUCUCGUCGCAUCAUGGCUGCCAGCUCAAACAGCCGAUGAACAAUCCAACCCCAAAACCGAAGAGGAACUACAACGUGAAGAAGAUGAGAUUUUUACAGCCAUUCCGGAAACCCCGCCUCGGAGUCGGCGCCCCCUCCCUGAAAAAGCAGCCGAUGGAAGCUGGAACCGCACAGAGCUCAGCUCAAAUGAUAAACUACGGAAACAAUUACUCGGAAGGAACUACGAGAAGGUUAUGAAGGCUGCUGCGGCGAACAAGCCUGCUGCGAAGAGUGCUACUGUCCAUGCGCGCUGGUCGAACGUGGCAGCUGAGCCGGAAAAUAAGCCUGUUGAGGAGAGCGAUGACGAAGAAGAUGGGAGAGUGGCUAUGGUUGGGAGGAAGAGGAAAGCUGCGCCACGUGUGAAGACAAAGAAGCUUGAUACAGUGCAAGCGCAGAGCGAGGAUAAGAAUCGGGAUCAAGAUCAGGAUCAGGAUCAAACGAUAUACAAGAAUGGCGAUGAGGCUACUUCUUUGACGGAGGCUACUCCUACUGCUACUCGACAGGCUCCUUCAAAGGGGAGGAAGAAGGCGACAAGUUAUUUGGAUGAGAUAUUGGCCUCACGGGCAAAGAAGAGAAAGAAGUGA